AUGGCACCGCUGCCAAGCGUGAGAGUAUCGUCAGAUAACGAUGGAAUCGCGUACCCAUUCGCGGCAGUAGGCGUAGAUUACUUUGGACCUCUGUACGUCAAGCUUGACCCUAAAACGAGAUCGAAGAAGAAUGAGACAUUAGGAAAGCGCUUUGGAUGUAUCUUCACAUGUUUACGAUACCGAGCAGUACACAUCGAAGUAGCAGAAGACUUAUCGACCGAUAAUUUCAUCAACGCCGUCCUACGCUUUGUUGGUCGAAGAGGUGCACCUCGCAUCAUCUACAGCGACAACGGCACCAAUUUCAAAGGAUCAGAAGCUGACGUGAUCGAAGCUUUGAAGUCAUGGGACGUGGAAAGGAUCCAAGGUUCGCUAUCGCGCAGAAGUGUUGAAUGGGUGUUCAAUCCCCCGUUAGCUAGUCAUCAAGGAGGCGUUUGGGAACGCUUAAUACGUUCAACUAAGAAGAUUUUGCGCUCGUUGGUCGGACAACGCGAACUAAAUGACGAAAGUUUACGUGCACUCAUGGUAGAAGUCGAGAAAAUAAUGAACGACCGACCAAUUACGCCAGUCUCAAGUGACCCACACGAUUUAGAAGCACUUACCCCUAAUCAUAUACUCCUUCUACGUCAGAACCCUUCAACGUCAGCCGGUGAGUUUAACGGAUUGGACAAGUUCAAGGCAAGAUGGAAACACGUUCAGAUGUUAGCAGAUACGUUCUGGGAAAGAUGGAAAAAUGAAUAUUUGCCCACUUUACAGGAAACUCAAAAAUGGUUGAAGAAGAUGCCCAAUUUCAGUGUUGGAGAUUUGGUACUUAUGGUCGACAAGGAUGUUCCUCGUGGUCAAUGGCCGAAAGGAUUGGUCGAGCAAGUGUUUCCCGACACUGAAGGAGUUGUACGUCGAGUGGUAAUCCGAACAGCAGAUGGCGUCUACCGAAGAGACGUGAGAAAGCUAUGCCUCCUAGAAGAGAAGCUGAUGAAAUGCAUGGAAGAUCAGGAACAUAUUGAUGAGUGA
Molecule: messenger RNA, 1008 nt
Organism: Paramuricea clavata
Lineage: Eukaryota; Metazoa; Cnidaria; Anthozoa; Malacalcyonacea; Plexauridae
Source: the annotation of a GenBank genome assembly